AUGCCUACUACUACUGAAGCGUUGCACAUCCCCAUUACCAUCCAUAAGCCUAACCUUGACUUUGAGGCUCGCCAAGUUGCGGUUUUCAAGGAGGUCAUUGAGAACUUCGAAGUGAAGUGCUGCGAUGAACAUGACAUGGAGCGUCAGAAGAUCGUUGAGAAGGCGAAACGCGCGCUCCAAUCUAUGCAAAACCUGUGGGAGGAGAACGAGGCUGAAGAAAUCCGCAAACUUCGCGAGUUUGCUCAAUCCAAGGGGCUCACAUUUGAAGACGUUGCUAAAUUGAAGACCAAUAUUAACUAUCAUAAAUGCUCAUACCAGCUUGCCACGUGGUGCCAAAAGUUGACCAUGAUUCAGCAAAACUACCAGGCUAGUCACUCGGAACGACUUCUCACUAUGAAAAUGCCACCAGGAAGCCAUGAGAUCUCCCAACUCCACUUCCAAAUAAACUACCGUCUCGCUAUCAUGGCUUACGUCGUCAUCUCAAAUGUUCCAAAUGCUCGCGUCCGGCGAAUGAAUCCAUUCCAGGUGAUCUGCGGAGCCCAACUAUUGAUUCGGGCCCGCAUUCUGCCAGAUCCAGCUUCAUACCAUCUGAUGGCUAUGUUCAUCGAGGGAUCGGUUCGCGAUGCCAAUAGUCUCCUUCUCAACCAACCCGUUUGA
Caenorhabditis briggsae is the source of this 657-nucleotide messenger RNA. The transcript has 6 exons. Bases 1 to 657 code for a protein of 218 amino acids. Lineage: Eukaryota; Metazoa; Nematoda; Chromadorea; Rhabditida; Rhabditidae. The record is from RefSeq and is a predicted model, not a curated record.